Messenger RNA from Zychaea mexicana, 1785 nucleotides. RefSeq names its product cytochrome P450. The transcript is spliced from 9 exons. Gene Ontology annotation, molecular function: heme binding; monooxygenase activity; iron ion binding. The record is from RefSeq and is a predicted model, not a curated record. The coding region runs from base 31 to 1662 and encodes 543 amino acids. Lineage: Eukaryota; Fungi; Mucoromycota; Mucoromycetes; Mucorales; Lichtheimiaceae.
CUUCUUAACUUUUUUUAAAAAACAAAGACGAUGACUUCACGUUACAGCUCAUCAUCACUUUUACAGAGUAUCCUUGUCCGCGGGGCUGAUUUAAAAACAGCUCAGAUAAUAGCAACCGCUACAGUAUCUGGAUUGGCUGCUCUGUAUUCACUUUAUUAUUAUCAUACUACAUAUAGCGUACAAAAAAAGAGACACAAUGGGUUUAAAGAGGUGAAGAUAAUUCCAUCUCCAAAAGGUGCUCUCCCUUUCUUCGGUCACAUAUUUCAGAUUGAUAAGGAUUUGCCUGCAGUCAAAUUUCACGAAUGGUUUUAUAAAUAUGGUCCUCUUGUUCGUAUCAACAUUGGGUCAAAGGAAUGGAUCCUUAUCGGUGACUCUUACAUUGCAAAUGAGCUUCUUAAAACCAAAGGCGCAUUGACCUCUGGUCGGCCAUAUCAUCCUUUCACCACUGAUUAUUACGCGCUAAACCGGAGAGGUAUGACCUUUACAGACGCAGAUAAGCGAUGGAAAAGAAGCCGUGCAGCUGCGCAGUCGCUACUUAGUUCAAAAGCUGUCGAUCGGUUGACGAAGACGCUUGAAAUUGAAGCUACUCAAGCAACUCAGAGGUUACUUGAAGAGACAGCUAAAAACGGUCAAGUCAAUAUCGUCAAGCACAUGCAACUCGCUGCCCUAAAUGUGAUCUUACGAAUAUGCUUUGGUGUUUACGGUGAAUCUGUGGAUGAUUUCUUCAUUCAAUCCAUCGUCGAAACCAUUGAUAUAACAAUCAAGUGGGGCGCACCAUCAGAAGACCUGUUGGGCACCGUAUUACCUGGUGGAAUUUCAAGUGUAUUCAGUUAUUUUACUGGAAGGGAACAGCGGUACCGAGAAUUCACAUACGAGAAACGAGAUCCCUUGUUCCGUCAAUUGAUUUCAAAGGCUCUGGAAAGUGAUACGGAUUGUUUUGCCAAGGACCUAUACAGAAUCAAGGGGGAACUUGAAUUGGAAGACGAUGACAUACUGGUAUUGUUACUUGAUCUGAUUAAUGCGGGCACCGAUCCAACAGCAAUAACACUUACCUGGGCAUUUGUAAUAUUAUGUCAUCACAAGGAUGUGCAAAAGAAAAUCCAAAAAGAAAUCGACAUGUUCAUUGCUGCACAUGAUGGCAGGUUACCGAAUUUUGAAGAAAGAGAGUGUCUGCCGUACUUACUUUCCGUGCAGAAAGAAUGCAUGCGAUAUCGACCCAGCAACCACAUUGGCUUACCCCACAAAGCCAUAAAAGAUUUCAAAUUUAACGGGUAUUCAAUCAGGAAAGGAAGCGUGCUUUUAGCCUGCACUUACUCGCUAAAUCUCAGCCCCGAUCGUUAUCAAAAUCCAGAGAAGUUUCUUCCUGAUCGAUACGCGGGAGAUCCACGGCCACUAUCCGUUUCAGUUAACUCUAGUAUUGAUACCCGUGAUCAGUUUAUGUUUGGCUGGGGAAGACGGAUUUGCCCCGGUGUCAAUUUGGCUGAUGCGGAAACAUUCAACUUUUGGGUUCGUAUCUUCGCAACUUCAACAAUCGAGCCUCCGUUGAACAAACAAGGAGUACCCAUGUAUCCAAAUUUAGAUGCUUGCUAUGAUGGUGGGCUUGUUGUCACACCGAUCGAUGCAAAUCUUCGAUUUGUCAAGCGUCGCGAUCGUCUUGUAUGAUUAUUUUGUGCAUGUAGUGCACUCAUUUAUAUAUCUAGUAUGGUUACAGAAGUCCUAAAAAGCGUGUGCAAAAAAGAUUACUUACAAACAAGAAUAUAUAAAAAUUAUGUCAUUUGGUACGCU